This is a messenger RNA of Sphaeramia orbicularis (orbiculate cardinalfish), 2265 nucleotides long. Its product is annotated as transcription factor Adf-1. Gene Ontology annotation, molecular function: DNA binding. Gene Ontology annotation, cellular component: transcription regulator complex; nucleus. The transcript has 2 exons. NCBI's taxonomy places the organism in Eukaryota, Metazoa, Chordata, Actinopteri, Kurtiformes, Apogonidae. The coding region runs from base 60 to 902 and encodes 280 amino acids. Gene Ontology annotation, biological process: regulation of transcription by RNA polymerase II. The record is from RefSeq and is a predicted model, not a curated record.
GGAAAAGGCGGGAGAACACUGCCGCUUCCGCGUCCGCGCAGCUCACACACCAGAGCAAAAUGGACGAAAAGUUAAUAUUGUCAGUGUUUAAUUACCCAGAGCUGUACAAUGUGACUUUACCGAACUACCGCUGCACCGACAGUCGGACCAACGCGUGGAGGAGCAUCAGCGUCCUUCUGGGUCUGCCCUCUGAGGAGUGCAAAAGAAAAUGGAAGAACAUGAGGGACCGAUACUUGAAGGAGGUUCGAAUGGAAAUCAAAAGUAAAAAACAGGGGGAGGUGGUCCAGAGCAGAUGGAAGUACAGACAGCUGAUGAACUUCAUCGCACCUUUUACGGGCUCCAGAAGCGGAGUGGUGGACAUCUGCAGCAACGACGACGACCAGGACAACCACGACCACGAGUCUGGAAGCAUGGAAGGAGAACCCACGUCAUCAGAGGGGGUGAAGACCCCCCAGUCUGGAAUGAAGGGCCCCGGGGGUCAGAACGACAUCAAACCUCAGGUGGCCUUUGUGGCCCAGCUCCCUUCAGGGUCCACAGACGCCCACAUGACUCAGAUGGCCGUCCUGGCCAAGGUGCCGUCCGGCCCACAGAUGCCCCCCCUCAACAAGCCCGGACGCAAACGGCGCCUGAUGAACGAGGCGCUGUCCAUGUCCACGUCCCAAACCACAUCAGCCCCCACAAAAUGGCCCCACAAAGACCACGCCUCCUCCUUCCCCAACAGACCACGGGACGAGGACGAGCUGUUCCUGCUGAGCUUCGUCCCAGCGUUAAAGAGACUGGCCCCCCAGAAACGGUGUGAGACCAAAAUGAAGAUCCAGCAGAUUAUGUACGAAGCAGAGUUCAACGUGGCACAGCCAGAGACCCACGACAAACCCCCCCCAGAGGCAGACACACAGGACUGAACACCCCCCCUGAGGCAGAUGCACAGGGCUGAACCCAACAUACAAUUUAUGGACGUCACACACUUUUAUAAAUAUGGAUUCAGAAAUUUGACAAAACUUAUAUUUUUUUGCCAAUGUCUACUGUCACAGUACUGAGGUACCAAAUAUGGGUGUGUCUGUUACCACAGAGCCAAUCAAAUGUUAUCAUUUGUCCCAGAGCCAAUCACAGAUACUGUUCCAUGAACUCAUUCCUCUUGUUUCCACAGUACGGUGGUCAUAUAUGGAAGAAACCACUAAAUAGUGAUAGUAUAUAGUAUAGAAUCGGAAUUUUUGAUUUAAAAUACUCUAUACGUUUUAUGGUAUUCUUUGCUCUGGAGGAUGGAGAAGGUGGGCGGAGCUACAUGUUAGAUGUAGCAGUGUGUCAUGUGACUUCAGAGUCAGUUCAGUGCUGUGUUCCUGUGUUAUUCUACAUUCUGAACGUUGUCGCAGUGGCUGAUUUAUAUCAAUGUAGGAUUUACCUACCAGUGCCGUGCACCCCACCCGACCCCCUCAUUUGAAAAACUUUAGGGAAAAAAAAAAAAAACUAGAAGCACUCAGAGAGCGCAGACCUCUGCCAAGGCAGAUCAGUGGCCCCCCCACCACCAGAAUUUAAUCAUUUGUUCCUUGUGCCAGUAUCAACAUUUCCUGAAAUUUUCAUCCAAAUCCGUCCGUAACUUUUUGAGUUAUCUUGCACACAAACAGACAAACCAACACAGACAGAAACAGAACCUCCUUGGCAGAGGUAAAAACUUACUCUGACCAGGAUUUGAACCAGUAACUUCCAUGUUGCAGCCCGAGUUUUAGCCCAGUCAGUGAAACGUCCACUGUGUCACAGAUGGACCUAUUCACAUGACUGUCUUUGUACUCUUCAGGACGUAAAUGAUGGUCUACACAUGAUAUAAGGAGGGCACUGUUUGGCUCUGUGGUCAUAGACACACCCAUAUUUGGUGCUACAGUUCUGUGUCAGUAGACACUUCGAUAUUUUAAAGUGACCAAACAAAACAGUGAUGAGUGUAUUUAAAGCAGAAACGUCUAUUUUCCACUUUAAUUAACCCAUAAAGACCCAGUGUUACAUUUGUGUCAGUUCACAGAAGAAUUUGUCUCUAUGUCACCUUUCUUUAUUUUUCUGAAUUUUGCACUUUUCAUUGUGAAUCCUGUCUUUUCCUUUAUUUAAUUUUGAUGUUCAUGAAAACUCAGUAAAUUCAAAGGUUAUUUCAUACAUGUGUUUCUCUGAACCUGGUCUUAAAACAGGACAGAGGGUUAAACAUUCAGACCAGAUGUAGACGAAUGUUCUGAAGCAGGUUUGGAAGAACUUUGGGUUUAUUUAAAAAAAAAAAAUUUACCG